AUGGACGAUCACGAUGUGCCCCAGGCAUCGACAGCAGCAAAGCCAAAGAGGCCUCUGUUCAAAAAGCGCAAGGUAAAGUCUGCCUCAAAACCAGCACCGAAUGCCACAGCCUCGGCGGAGCAGGGCGAUGGGAUCUCAACCACAAUCAAUCUGGACGAUGAUGAGGACGACGAUUUGGACCUAUUCAAGCGAUCCAAAGACUUUUUCCCCGUGUUCGUCAAGGACCAAGAGGAGGAACUGGCAGCAGAAACACACAAGUUAGAAGAAUCAAAUGAUCGAAAACGUCGGAAAAUCUCGUCAUCGGCAGAUUGCGCAUCUCCAAAGUCUGAUCUUUAUGAUGUAUCAGAGGAUGAGAAGGAGCGCAUUCGCAUGAGGCGAGAUGAGAGACCGCUCACCCCACCACCGACAAAAGACAAGUCAUUAUUGAAUUCUUCUGGGCGGCGAUCCGGCCAGCGCGACUUGGGCAAGAGCAAAGCAACCGCCUCCCCCACCAGCGCAACACCAUCGAGACGUGCACCUGCGAGACCAGCACCGAGCAGCUCCAUGGUUAUAUCUGACUCGGAUGACGAUUAUGUCCCCAGACCCACGGCUAGCAGGAAGCCGCCAGCGGGGACCAAGGAUCCCGUAGGGUCGCCGACUCGCACGGAGCAGCAGGCAAACAAUACAACCCCGAUAGAAAUAGACGAUGAUCUCGAAGAAGUCGCGCCAGCUACCGACGGCCCGGAUGACGACGACAAUGAGUUUGCGCACUUUGUCGUGGCCGCACGGGAGCGUCGGGAAAACCAAAAAGCCGCCCGCUCGGCGGCCGAAUCGGCCAGUGGCACAAAGCCAAUCGAGGAACGGACCAUCCAGAUCUUUGUGACGUCAAGGCUUCCUCCGCCCCAGAUGAAGCCAGUGGUCUUCAACACGGUGAUGCGCAAACCUAUCAAACUACUCCGGGACACGGCCGUGGCGUUCUCGGCUUCCAGAGGCCGGCCACUGACCGACGAGGAGGAAAAGGGAGCGUUCCUGGUGUGGAAGGACAGCCGGCUGUAUAGCUCCUCUACGCUCAUGUCGCUUGGCGUAGUACCGGACGCACACGGCUGCUUUUCAAAAACGGGUCCAGGAAAUGUAAACGACGGCGUGACGGUCGACGGCCAGCUCCAUUUUGAGUUGUUCACCGAGGAGAUCUACGCCGAGUGGAUGCAGCAGCUGGAAAGGCAACGGCAAAAAGAUCUGUACCAGACGAUAUCCGACGACGAGGGCGAAAUCGGCCGAAAUCCUACCAUCGAUGGGCAGGACGAGGCCCAAGUGCAAGAUGGCAGGAGUUCUGAAAAGAUUCGCAUCUUCCUGAAAGCCAAAAACCUUGAGCAGGUCAAGGCAUCAGCGAGGGCUGAUACGGGUAUUAGUGAGCUUGUUGCCGCCUUUCGCAAUGUACGCAAGAUUCCUGCCGACAAGGAGGUCAUCAUCAUGUUUGACGGAGACAAGCUCGCCGAGGGUGACACGGUUGGGGAUGCGGGGAUUGAAGACAAGGACGUUGUCGAUGUGCUCAUCAAAUGA
This is a messenger RNA of Pyricularia grisea, 1539 nucleotides long. RefSeq lists its product as uncharacterized. NCBI's taxonomy places the organism in Eukaryota, Fungi, Ascomycota, Sordariomycetes, Magnaporthales, Pyriculariaceae. Bases 1 to 1539 code for a protein of 512 amino acids. The record is from RefSeq and is a predicted model, not a curated record. The transcript has 2 exons. Gene Ontology annotation, molecular function: protein binding.